GGGAGAUGGUGUGUGCCUACUAGCCAAACCCGCUUCCGUUUCAGACGCGGCCCCCAAAUAAUGAGCAGCUCCCAACAUCCGACGGUGGUUUGCUGCUUCUAAUCGCCGGCUAACCCCGCUGGUCAAUUCUCUCAGCUCCAAUGCUCCACUACCCGCUCCACUGCCCGCUCCACCACUGCGCCACUAUUCACGAAGUAUACUGGCUAUGCAAUGAGGAACAUCACCACCACCGCCACCACCAAUCCGAGGAUUCAAACAAAGACUACCCCCAAAGCAAACCGGCAAUUACUAUACAACCACCACCAAUCUUCAAACACAACAUAACACAACCCAACCCAACGACACCGCCAAACAACCACCACCACCACCACCACCAAACCCACCCCGCAAUCUCCUAUCCAACAACCACACCCCCCCAACCCCCGGAAAUGCCCGCACAAAAAACCCUCUUCCUCCUCGGCGGCAGCGGCUACAUCGGCACCCAACUCCUGCAUCUCGCCACGCAGCCCCCCCACAACUUCACGACCAUCCGGGCCCUCUCGCGCACCCCACAAACCGACACGCACCUGGCCACCCACGGCGCGACCCCCAUCCGCGGCGACCUGCGCUCCCACUCCACCAUCACAACGGAAUCGCGCGCCGCGGACGCCGUGAUCUGCCUCGCGACCGCCUACACCUUCGGCCAAAGCGCCUCGUACGACGAGCUCGGCCUCCCGGAGGACGUCGCCGCGCUGGACGCCAUCGCCGCCGGGCUGGCGGGGUCCAACAAACCCCUCGCCCUAGCAUCGGGGACGCUGCUGUAUGCGCCGCACCCGGAGGGACAGGAGACCGACGAGACGUCGCCGGUGGACGCGAACCCGAUCAACACGCGGUCGAAGACGGACGCGUAUGUGCUUGCGCUGGGGGAGCGGCACGGGUUCCGGGCGAUGAGUGUGCGGCUGGCGCCGUUUGUGUACGGGCGGGGCGGGAGUGGGCUGGGGGCGUUUAUGCGGCAGGCGCGGGGGACGGGGUCGUUUGUGACGGUGGGCGGAGGGGGGAAGUGUACGACGACGGUGCAUGUGGAUGAUGCUGCUGGUUUAUUCUUGUUGGCGGUCGGGAGGGGUGGGGCCGGGGAGACGUUUAAUGCGAGUGCCGAGACGAGGGUGACGUUUUCCGAGAUGUUUGGGGCGUUGGCGGAGGUGCUGGGGGUGCGGGUGGUGGAUUUGACGGAGGCGGAGGCCAGGGAGAAGCUGGGCGAGAUGGUGGCGAGGUUCUUGGGGACGGAGAAUCGCGCGUCCGGGGACAAGGCCAGGAGGGUGUUGGGGUGGGUGCCUUCGGGGCCGGGGGUGUUGGAGGAUAUUCGGUCGGGGUCGUAUAGGGAGUUGGCUCGGGAGUUGAACGGGAAUUAGGGAGUGGCGUGGCGUGACUACAGUAUCUUUGAUUAUUAUAUAUGGAGGUUUUUGUUGCUACUGACUACGUUGAGUGACUAAUGUCAUACGGCAGCCCUCGCGGCAGCCUGUCUUGCCAGAAACAUCAACCGCUUGACCAGGCACACGGUGAAAUAGAACGGCGGAAAGCGCCCCCUCAUGCCUGACGACUCCUUCUUGUCCAAUCCUACAAAAAUAUCCACCACGGUUUGCAGCAGUUGGAUAUCGUUCGCGUAUGACGGCGCCGUGGGGUAGGUGAUGAGGAACUUGAAGAGCGAGAAGACGCCGGUAAGGAGGAACUGGGCGUAGAUCCUUGGUCAUUCAACAUUAGUAGGGUAUAUACAGACAAAAGAGCGAG
Molecule: messenger RNA, 1764 nt
Organism: Aspergillus aculeatinus CBS 121060
Lineage: Eukaryota; Fungi; Ascomycota; Eurotiomycetes; Eurotiales; Aspergillaceae
Product: NAD(P)-binding protein
Exons: 2
Coding region: 141-1388 (415 amino acids)
Source: RefSeq, a predicted model, not a curated record